Danio aesculapii is the source of this 6786-nucleotide messenger RNA. RefSeq lists its product as uncharacterized. NCBI's taxonomy places the organism in Eukaryota, Metazoa, Chordata, Actinopteri, Cypriniformes, Danionidae. Gene Ontology annotation, cellular component: nucleus. The coding region runs from base 110 to 6484 and encodes 2124 amino acids. The transcript has 9 exons. Gene Ontology annotation, biological process: homologous chromosome pairing at meiosis; synaptonemal complex assembly; regulation of double-strand break repair via homologous recombination. The record is from RefSeq and is a predicted model, not a curated record.
CAAACUGAAGUGACAAUCUUCGCACAUUUCCCUGCUAAGACACUUAGAUCAUGCCGUACACAUUCAACUGCCGUUCUACAUGAUGGGUGUGUAUUAAUUAUACAGGGAUAUGGAGAGAAGACGGCAUGAGGAAACAGCAGAGGGCUCCAGAUCACACCAGUCAACAUUAACAGGAACCCUUGCACUAAAGAACUUCACCAUACCCAGGAAGAAACGCACCUCCGGAGAAGUACUUUUGGAAUGCUGUUCAGAGGAGAGCCGUGAUUACAGUCUCAUUCAAACAAAACUCAAAGACUUCAAGCUGGACACAAGAAAGGAUCAAGCAAAUGCAUGGGAUUGGAAAGAUGUCUGUUUAGUGCACAAUGAGGAGCUCCUUAAAAAGUUCUCUGAAAAAAGGGCAGAGAUGCGUGCUAAAGGAAGACAUGGGAGAGAAAUGGAGGAAAGAUUCUGCUUUUUAGCGGCAACAGAUCAAUUGACGACCCAGAUUUAUCAGCAUGGUCUGCCGGUUGGCAGCACAACACAGCAUGCCUUGGGAAAGCCAUCUUAUGGAGUAUAUCUGUUUAAGCAUGUUGAUGUGGCAUUGAAAUCAGCCUGCACAAGUGCUAAAAAGCUGUUCAUUUUCAAGGUUCUUUAUGGAAAGGUGAAAAAAAUUGCUCCAUGUUUGGACUGGAACAAAACCCAGGAUCCCACAGUGGCCUUCGACUGUCAUAUGUGUAAAGAUGCAGCGUCCCAUCGAGACACUCUUCACCAGCAAAUACUGGGUUCUGCUGUUUUUCUGUUUGACUUUAAUGAAAAGCAGGAGCUUACUGAAAGACCUAGGCAGUGUUUGCCAUAUGCUGUAGUUUCAUUUGUUCCUGUCAGCAGUGCCAUUCAGACUCUACAUACAAACCUACCAACGCUACCUAUUGGCCAAGUGAAUGACCGCUAUAAGGCAUGUACUGUGGCAGAAAGAAGAGGAAAAGGAAACACAGCCACCAUUACAUUCAAACGUUUUGGCACACCACACCUUUAUGAGACUGAUUAUACACCUCAGAAUCCAAGAGUAGAAUCUCUAUUUCAGAAGGCUGAUAUGCAAAACACUCAGUCACUCAACCUAAAUCAGCACUGGACUCCUGCCAGCGAGGACUCAGAACUUUCUAGCUGCUCAGUACCAGUUGUGGACCACACUGCUCUCUCCGAAAACUGGCUGGGGAAUAAAUCCUUCUUGAGUACUCACAAACAAAAUGCUGAAAGAAAGGAAAAUAAAUGUGACACGAUAUCUCAAACUCCAGUGGACAAGAUUUCAACUGUGGUGUAUUCUUCACGCUUGGUUAGAGAUCCUCGUCUAUCUAGACAAGACGCAAACCAACAGACCAACUGCUCAAAGCCAGAGGAAGCAUACACAGACUCAGGAUGUGAUGAUAGGAAUUACAAACCAGUCCAUCAAAACCAAGAGAAUAAUUAUGGAUUUGCUGGAAAUCAGUGUAAAGAUCCGUCUAGUAUGGACCAGGAGAAUGCUGAAAGAGACCGUCCUCUAAAAUUCUUAAUGAAUGAUCAAAGUACACAUGCCCCAAUAUUGCCUUCAAUGAGGUUAUUCAAAUUAAAAUUCCAGAAAUAUGCUGCCUAUUUCAAAAUGAAUGAAGAGGAAAGACAUCAAUACAUCUGGUCACGUGAAAACAUGUCGCCAGAACAAAAGCAAGAGUUGGCCGACCGGAUAGAUUUCUAUGACAUUUAUUAUCAAAAGUAUAAAAAAGGAUUACUCUUUCCAAAACCGAACAAGGCAAAGACCUCCAGUCUCUCUCAAACGGAGCCUAAAGAAAGUAUUAAACAGACAAAAGACAAUGAAUUCAAACUGAAUCUACAAUGCGUUGAUACCGAAAUUCUGUCAGAGAACAAUUAUUUGUUAAUCAAGGAUAAUUGUAGCUCAACACACAUUCAUGAAACCAAACACCCAGAUCAUCCACAAGUGUUGUUGAAAGAAAUGGGAAAUGAUUGCCUGCUAAAGAUGCAGGACUAUGUGCCUUCAGAUAAACUUUCAGAGAAAACCUCAUUACUGGGAUUGUCGAAUCUCAACAUCACAGAUGAAAACACGAAUAAACAGUUUAAGCAUAUUAAGCAACCAAGUCCUUUAACAUGUUCCUGCAAUGAAGCUAAGCUCAAUCACAUUGAACAUGAGCUCUGCAGAAGUGUGGUUUUACAGGAGAAUGAAUCAAAUCCAGGUGUUAACUUGGUUGAAAUACCCAACACUGAGAAUGCAAACAACAUCACCAUCAUGGAUAUUGCAAGCUUUAUGGAAGUCUCAAGCUGUGGGACAUCAGACUGUAAUCUCAGUUCUGUCAUGGCAGAAAAGGAAAAGCAGAAUGUGAAAAUCUGCAACAGUGUUAAAGAUACAGAUUCGUUUAAAUGUGAGAAAUGCUGUGAAAUAUCUCCAGAGUUUGACAUGGAAACAGUACAGCAGGAAUUGUACAGAAGGCUUCAACUUGAUCAACUGUUGCCAAGCAAAAAUCAAAAGCAUGUUUUCUCCUCGAAGGCUUUCCUUAUGAGCAGACCCACAGACACAAUUUCCAAGCCAAAAAACGAUAAUGAAGACCACUGCGAAGCUGCAACAAGCCUAAACAUGAAAAGCUGUGAAGAUAAUCAUUUUACAAUUACUCUAAAAUCCAAUAAAACAUCUACUGAUAUUAAAGAAAUGCUUUCUCUCUCUGAGCGAUUUUCAAAAAUCAAAGUCCUUCAAAGUAAAAUAGGUAAAAGAAGGAACAAAAUGAUGACAGGGACACAAAUGUGCAACAACGAAGGUCACAAAGAAGAUGUGAUCUGUAAUGCAGAACUAAUACAACUACUAGCACUGAAGUACAGCAAAUCUAAAAUAUUGAAAUGCAAGAAAUUAAGCAAAUCAGACAGAAAGAAGAUAUCUUUUGAAAAACAGCACACAUCCUUAUCAAUAGGUCACUCCUUCAAGAGAAGGAAAUACGCCAAGAAAACACAUUUUUGGCGAGCAAAGAAAAAUCGUAGCAGAAAACUAUUGUGUCCCCAUGCAGCAGUCAAUUCACAUACAUCUGAAACAGUCCUCACAGACAACAAAGAUCCAGAACCAGGCUCUAAUUUAAGAAUAACAUCUGAAGACGAUGGAAGCAUACCCCAAGGUCACUGUAGUCCAGUCAUGUCGGUUAUAAGCAAAGAUCUCCCACCAUCAAUGGAAUUCAACACUAUUCCUCAGACCAAAGAGAAACCAAUAGUUCUAACAGAACCAUCUUCAGAAGAUCUAAGUAAAAGUGAUUCAGAUUUCACUGAGAAGGCAACAAAAGAUUUCACUUCACGCGAAAUUCUACUAAUGGUGGAUGAAGGAGAACAAAUGAAGGCGACUGAAAGCAGCUCAAAUCAAAACAAAGCAUCUUCAGCCACAUGCACUACUAAUGAUUACAGCACAGUGUGCAAGGAGGGGAACAUGCUCCUGAAAGAGACAUCAGAGACUAGAUUGAAUCCCUUAAACAAGGAACAUUUUACAAUUGAUAUGUCAGUAGAAAACAAUUUAGAUGCUUCUGAGAACUUAGCUACACGUGAUUGUGGGGCAUCAGAAACUGAAGUCCAGACAAGCAUGACUCCAGAGGACAAAGUGAUGGAUACUAUCGGUGAUACAUCAAAUACAGGACCUAUACAAUGCACUGUGCAGAAUAUAAGCAUGGAAGGUAUUCUAAAUGUACAGUGUAUUGAAGGAGGAAAACACACUCCAGCAGAUAUCCCAAAUGAAAACAAAUCAUGUCUCGACAUUAUCAACACAUCCAAUGGCAAUAGUGUUUCGAGUACUGAAACGGAGGUGCAUAAAGACAUAACACUGAAUUCAAAGCCAUGUAGUCCUGAGGAUUUGAAAUGUGCCUCAAGUAACAUCGUAGAUCUUACUGUUGAUGAUUCAGCAUUAAGUGGUCAGUGUGAGAUUUCAGAACAGACAAAAAGCAGUGUUAUAAAAUCACCAAGAACACUCUUAAUCAAAGACAACUCUGAAUCACCAAGGCCAGACAAAAACGAUGAUGCAAACUCACCAGAAACCCAGCUAAUUUCUAAACUUCGAGAUUAUUUGACUAAAUUUGAGUCUACUGUCAAGAAGCAAGAAUCAGCGAGUGAAGAUCUGAAAGAAAGACCAGUGGUGUGGAUAACACUUGACAGCACUGCACAUAAACAACAGUUGUUUGAAAAAGGCCAAUAUUGCAUGGUAAAUUUGCCCUGCCUGGUGCCUAACGAGACUGACGCUGUUAUGAGCGGCAAUAGCAGUAAUAGCACUGAAACCUCUGUUCAAAACAGGAAGGCUUCUCGAAGUGAAAAUGCUCAAAUUGGAAGUGAUGUUUGCUUAUUGGUACCUAUUGAAUCUAAGAGAGGUAGACGAUUUUCUCAGUACAAACGAACCAGCAGACAAAGAUCAAGAAGGAGCUCUGUUAUUAGUGUCAGUCCUGACAGUACCAGUGCUUUAGACAUUGUCAAAGAUUGUAGUUCUUUUCCAGUGGCCAAGGAAAAUGACCAGAAGACUGGUUCCCCAGAAAUCUCCAUCAAUAACACCCUCAGUGACCAUAUCCAGAUGCAAAGAAAGUCAACAACAAGCCAACAAAACCUUUUAGUCAAUCCGAAUAGUUUAUGUGAACAAAAGAGUAAAGAGAAUCAAUCUGUGAACAUGACGAAAAACAUUGAUGAUGGCAAUGUGAGUAGUACCUUUGCUGAAAACAAAUACAGCAUCAAUGACAUUUCAGACACUCUUAAAAUGGCUGACCAAACAGUCUUGUUAACCGAACUGGAAUCUUUGCAAUCAAAAUGCAAAAAUAUGUUGCAGCAUUUCAUCUCAAGUUUUGAACGAGAUCAGAAAAUACCAUUCAACCAAUCUUUCGUUUCAAGACAUCUCAUCUUGGAGCAAUAUUUGGAUCAUCCCCCUGCACAAGUCGAUCUGAAAUACGAAGCAAUAAAUUCUUACUUGGAGUUGCAGAUGAUGAUGGAAGCUUGGCAGUUUGUGGACAACAAAAUAAACUUUCUAAGAGGUAAACCUACAUUUAGGAGUUUGCUUUGGUAUGAUCCUUCUCUUUACGGAGAACUCUACAAGGGGGAAGUCGGCUUUCAGCAGCAGUCAUCAUUGUUUGCUUCUUUUCAAAAGAUCUUGGCACAAGAUGGUGAUGGUAAACUGCAGGAAUACUAUCAUGCGGUGUCCUCUUUGCAUCAACAGCUGCAUGCGGCACCUGAUGCUUCUUAUUACAUGUAUCUGAAGAGCAAGCGUGAGCUCCUCGAGGCAGAGGCUGCACUCCGAAAUCCACGUGAUAUUAAAAGCUUCUUUUUAUCUGUGCCAGUUGCUGCAACGAUCAACUUUGGAGACAGUUUGGAAAACCUGGAAAAGGUCCACAAAGUUAUAAUGACUUUUGUGGAAACACCAUCGGAUCAGUUGCCAGGGACAUUUGAUGUGGGGAAAGCCGAGCAUCUGUCCAUCGCAUGCAGAUAUCUCCAAGAAAAAGAGCUUUUCAUAAGGUCCUGCAAAGAAAUGAUUAGCAAAAUAUCAUGGUUUGGAAUCGAACAUCUUCUUUAUGAUGCCUCUAAGGUUCUUGUUUGGCACGACAUGAAUCAUGGUGCACCAAGUGAGGCUCUUGAGACAUAUAAGAAUUCAAACCCACAGAUAAUUUUUGGGGUGACCGAGUCAGGUGUUACUCUUGUAAACAAAGUGGAACAGCCUCCUCCACCCACAGAUGGACAGACUCAACAAAAGAAUGAAGCUGCUAGAAAACGCAAAUGUUUACAGUUAUGGAUGUCCUCUGAACCCAGUGUGUCACAGAGCAUAAAGUCUAGCAAGGAGCUUGCUUACAAAAUGGCUAAAAGGAGGGUGACUCAUCCACCUGUAACACAUUGUGACGUGAAUGAUAAAGGCCCCCUUUUCCAAACAACUCCAGCCACCCAUCUUGAGAAGCUGAGCCCUUACUACCCUCUCCCUCUCAGAAUGGAUCCACAGUGGGGAAUGGUUGGAAGUGCCGCUGUAGACUGGAAGACACCUAACAUAGUCACCCCUUCGCCUUCAACGUCUCAUGCUCACUCUGAAAUACACUCUCAUCUUCUAUCUAAAAGACGAAGAGCUGUUUCACACUCUUCAGACAGGAGAUCUUUAGCAGAUGUACAAAUACCUCAAUGGCCUUCGAUCUCAGAUCCCCAAGCAAGUUUACGAGGAGAUUCUUGUGCUACACGUUCAGCAUUUGAGAGCGUUAAAUAUCAACAAAAUAGCACUGCAGCACAUUGUUCUAUGCUCUCACAACAGCAAGUAAACCAGAUCAGUUUAGCCAUGACACAACCUUAUAGUUUGCCAAACUGUAAUGUAAAUCAAAAUUUGGUAUCUUCUCCUCUCUCAGUCCAGGCUUUGACUCAUGUUCCUGUGCCCAACACGAUUACAACAAUUCAAUAUCCUUACUUCCUUCUGAAUGGACAAACAUACACCACAGGCUCCACUGGAGCCAUUCACCCUGAUACUAGAUAUUAUCCUAGCGCCAUUUAGGGCUAUAGUACUUUACGAUUGAAUUUUAUGUACAUGUUUUACAAGAAAUUCUCACUGCAUCAAUGCAGAGAUCAUACAUGCACUUGGUACUUUUAAGCAAAUGUACUCAAAUGGUCUUUAUAUGCAAUAUAACACACAUUUCAGGUAAAAUCCUCUAUGUACUCUAUAUAACGCUAUAUGUUAUAGCGUAAUGUGUUAUAUACAAGACGUUGAUGUUACUUUAUUGUAGUAUUUAUUGAAAUUCAAGAAUUAUUUUCUACAAAACAAGUUAUCGUGAAUAAAGAAAUGGUUUGAUCAUUUUA